CAUAAAAAAAAAUUGUUUCCUUUGUCUAGAAGGCUGCAUUGCUAGCCUUUUGAAGCACUGAGGUUUCUCCAAUGGAUAGAAUAGAUGAUCUGACCUAGAGAGGAAGGGAUGAAGAACACAUUGAUUCCUCUGUUGGAGUGAUGAAAGAUUUCGCUCUGAAUUCAUCUCUUCUUACCAAAAAUUCCAACUUUUUAGUGAAAUCAGACUCCCAUGGCGAAGAAAAAGAACUGGCUUGAUAGAUUAAAGAAAUUUCUCACCUCUGAAACUCAAUCAAAACAGGAGAAGAAGGAGAGGAGGAAAAGAUGGCUUUUUGGAAGGUUGAAGACGAAGUUUUCUCCUGCUUUACCCCCUCCUUCGCUGCUGAGAUUGAGAUCGUUAAGAGAGGCAGAGGAAGAGCAGAACAAGCAUGCGGUUGCGGUGGCCGUCGCCACCGCCGCGCGGCCCGGCGCGCGCCCGGCCGCUCUCGCCGCCGCUCAGGUCGCCGCCCAGGUCGUUCGGCUCGCCGGAAAUACUCUGUCUUAUCAUAAGACACAAGAAGUUGCUGCAAUUAAGAUACAGAUUGCAUUUCGGGGUUAUCUUGCGAGGAGAGCAUUGAGAGCUCUGAAAGGUCUGGUUAAGCUUCAAGCUCUGAUCCGAGGACAAGCUGUGAGGCGCCAAACAAAUAUAACUCUGAAAGGUCUCAAAUCCCUCAUGAAGAUUCAAUCACAAGCUCGCGCAAAUCGAAUAAAAACAGCCGCCAAUCAUCAUUCAAAUGAUGCAAAAGAUGUUUUGCAUCUGAAAAUUCUGAAAGAUGGAGAAACAGAUCAGAGAGAAGCUCAACACAGUGACAGAGUCUGGAAUGGCAGCAUCUUGUCAAAGGAAGAAAUCAUUUCAUUACUCAGAAAGCGUCAAGAAGCCGCCUUUAAGCGAGAGAGAGCAAUGGAUUAUGCAUCCGCUCAUCAAGAAAGAAGACAUUCUGCAAAUCCAACAACACCAAUCUCAGUAUCAGAUCACGAAUCAAACACCAAAAAUCUUCACACAAACUGGAGCAGACUGGACUCACAACCUCAAGAUAAAGACAUCCAUGAAAUCUCACCUCCACAAUGCCAUGAUCAAACUGCUCAAAACCAGCACCUUUAUGCUUCAGACUCCCCUGCCUUCUUAAACUCCAGAGCUGAAGAGUUCGAGCUGAUGUAUCAGGGGAGGAGGAGAUCUUUCAACCGGUCGGAACGAGCGGAACGAGCUCGAUGGAAGGACGAUGAUUUCUUCUCAAGCUCUCCAUACUUUCCAGGCUACAUGGCAUCCACAGCUUCAACAAUGGCAAAGUUCAGAUCAGCGAGCACGCCGAAACAGAGACAGGGGAGAAAGGAUUCGCCGGAAAAGCUUCUUUCGUCGCCGCCGACGAAGGUUCCGUUGAAUUUUCAGAGAUCGCAGAGGGUGAGAGGAGGCGGCGCCGGCGCUGCGAAACACUUCAGUAUUGAUUCUGAGAGGUCAUUGGUGAGCUGGGGGAAAUGUAGUCCUUUUAGGUGAGGAUGAAUGUUGUUGUUGCUGCAACAAAAUGAGUGUUUGUUUGCUUGGUGAGUUGCAUCCAUGGCUUAUGGUUCUGUGUUCAUGCAGACUGGUACUGCUUUCUCUCAGAGAGCUGGAUAACUUAAAUGGUAUGAAAUCAGGUUUUUUAA
Molecule: messenger RNA, 1658 nt
Organism: Phalaenopsis equestris
Lineage: Eukaryota; Viridiplantae; Streptophyta; Magnoliopsida; Asparagales; Orchidaceae
Product: protein IQ-DOMAIN 14-like
Molecular function (GO): protein binding
Source: RefSeq, a predicted model, not a curated record